GGGGAAUGUCCGACAACAAAUCGACGGUCUGUGAUACUCGACCGAUGGUUGAGGCGGUGGAGGAGGGGGGCCUUCAGAAACAACUGCAAGACGUUUGCAAAAGCAUUAAAGUCACCAACAUGAGAGCUGCCACACCGUACCUAUGUGCCCUGUACGUGGCCACGGCCGGCCACCAAGGGAACCUUCUAGGAUCUGAUGAACAGGAGAUUGUCUUGCUAAUUUACGUGGUCAUCGACAUGACAACCAAUACCGUUGUAGGCAUCCAGCAAUAUUUGGUGAAGCCGACCGAAGUUGACCAAAACGAAAACAUGCUGUCUGAUCAAGUCACAUCAGACAUAGGUAUCACUGAGAAAAUGGUUAAGACUUCUGGUAUUCCCCUGCAGGAUGCUAUCGACAAGUUCGACACCUACGUUAAGUCACUGAAUAUCGAACCUCAAACACCUAUGUUUCGAAUAGUAACAGAUGGACAGCUUCCAAUCCGUCAGUGUUUGCACCGGGAAUCAUCCAUUAAAGAUAUCGAACUGCCCGAAUACUACAACGUAUUUCAUGACCUACGGAAAGACUUCUCCAAAUUUUACAAUGCACCCCAAGACCAAACUUUUAACUCAAUUACAGAUCUGGUUAACUAUCUAGAAAUAACUCAUGAAAUCGAUUCUCAGUUCUACGUAGCCGAGGUCAAGGAUAUGGUAAACAUUGUCCAAAGACUCAUAGCUGAUGGCCACACGUUCAAUUCGCCGGAAAUCGUUCAGCUAAAACUAGAACCGGGUAUUUGUUGGAAAAAUGAAGAAGUAGAUAACAAUUGUGUAGUCAGAGCUAGAGGUCUUCCGUGGCAAUCAUCUGACCAAGACAUAGCCAAGUUCUUUCGUGGUCUUAAUAUAGCAAAAGGCGGUGUAGCAUUGUGUUUAAGUGCGCAUGGUCGUCGUAACGGUGAAGCAGUAGUACGUUUUGUGAACCAAGAACAUAGAGACAUGGCUAUGAAAAGACAUAAGCACCAUAUUGGUAGCCGUUAUAUCGAAGUAUAUAAAGCUAAUGGCGAGGACUUCAUUAAUGUUGCUGGUGGUAACAGUAGUGAAGCCCAAACAUUCCUCACCAAGGGUGCUCAAGUGAUUGUGCGUAUGAGGGGUUUACCUUAUGAUUGUACAGCCAAAGAUGUCAUUACAUUCUUUGAAAAUGGUGAGCAGACUUGUUCCGUAAUGGAUGGAGAAGAUGGUGUUUUAUUUGUUAAAAAACCUGAUGGACGUGCAACUGGUGAUGCAUUUGUUCUAUUUGCUGAUGAAGAUGAUGCUCCUAAAGCACUUAGUAAGCACAGAGACCUAAUAGGUACGAGGUACAUUGAACUAUUUAGGAGUACAACAGCUGAAGUACAACAGGUUUUAAAUCGUGCAAUGGAUCCAUCUGUACGAUCAACAGUUAGUGAUAGCAAUGGCAACAUAACUGCCCCAGUUACAACAACAGCUGGUGUGAAUAAUUCACCUACUGCACUUCUCGGGCAUGUGCCGCUUCUGCCACUGCCUCAACACGUCAUCACUAGUGGCACACGAAAAGACUGUAUACGCUUACGUGGACUUCCAUAUGAAGCAAAUGUAGAACAUAUACUUGAGUUCCUCGGUGAACAUUCAAAAAAUAUUGUAUUCCAAGGUGUACAUAUGGUUUACAACUCGGUGGGUCAUGCAUCUGGUGAAGCAUUCAUUCAAAUGAACAACGAGGGCAGUGCUGCUCAGGCAGCAAUGGCUAAACACCACAAUUAUAUGUCUUUUGGCAAAAAACAACGGUACAUCGAAGUGUUCCAGUGUUCUGGUGAAGAUAUGCAUCUGGUGUUGACUGGCGGAGGUGCUGCGUCAGGAGCUUUAUCCCCAGUAGCUGCCAAAGCGCUAUUAUCACCACCUGGUAUGUUACCUGCACAGCCUCUAAUGACCACCAACCCAGUGGCUAAUCCUGGUACCCCAGUCCCUACCCUAAUGCCCGCUUGGGAUCCAAUGUCCGUUUAUACCCAGAAUUUAGCCCAAACCCUAGCCCUCCAGCGUGCGGCUAUGGCAGCUGCCCAACAACAACAACAGCAGCAGCAACAACAGGAAUCAUGGUUGUAUCAAUUAGCUCAGCACAAUCAAUUGAUAAAUCUUGCUUUACUCACCAAACAGCAGCAAGACAUGAAUGGUGGUAUGGUACAACAGCCUAAUAUUCAGUCUAUAUUAUCUCCGAAUGCAGCUCAACAUUUAUUGGAUAAUAGUGCUCAAAAUUACAUGGCUAAAAGUGCAGCUUCGCCGUAUAUGUACUUUAAUAUGCCACGGUUUCCACACAACAUGGCAGCUAAGCCUUACGUGCCAGUUUCGGCUGCUGGUGGUCAGUUUGUCAUGCAGCCAACGGCCAAUUCACCACAGAAACGUUCAUGGCAACAAGCAUUUCCUGGUGGGCCUGAAAAUUCUAAUAAACGACAGUUUGCACCGCCGUCUGCUUCUGCUACUGGGCCCAUGUUCCCAAUGGGUCAAGGCCCUAACGCAGCUGCGGCUGCAGCUGCAGCAGCUGCCAUGGCCGCAUCAUCCCCUUAUCUACAACACCCUGCACAGUUUUAUACCAUUUAGCUUCUUUCCACCACUCUGUUCUCCCUCCCUCCAAUGUUAAUUUGCUAUUGUUAGUUUGGUUAUUAGAGCUUAUAACCGGGUACAUGGUUAGUGGUUAAUGGUUACACAAAAAUUUGUUUUUAUUUUUUUAACAUUAUCCGUCCUCUGGAUUAUAUAUUUUUCCAUUAUAUAUACAUAUAUAUUAUAUAUAUACAUAUAUACAAAAUGCACAAAGUGUACUUAAAGCAAUUGAGCUUAAAUCAUUUACAGGGUACUGAAUGAAUUUUGUAAAUUUAUUCUUAACUUUUUUUUAAAUUACUUUUAAUAGAUUUUAAGACUAAUUUUAAAUAACUAAUAUGUACUUAAAUAUUGUUUCCAAUUAACUCAUGGAAUUUAUUAGAUUAUGGACCACUGUCUAUGCAACUUUAUUCAAUUCACUAAAAUCAUUAAGUAAUUUUACUAAACAUUCCUUAAACUUCAAAAAGAUCCCAUUUUAUAUUAUUUUUAAUUUAAUAUCUUAUUGUUGUUAGGAUUAUUUGUUAUUUAUUUAUUUUCGUUUUUCAUCUGUCUUAUAGUUUUAUAGGCCCUGUUAACCUAUUAUUAUAGUUAUUAUUAUUAUUUAUAUUAUUAUUAUCAUUAUUAUUAUUAUUAUUAUUAUUAUUAUUAUUUUAGUUUUUUCCUUGCUUAACUAGGACUAACCUAAUGUGUUUAGCUUAAAACCUGUUUUAAUCACAUCAUUUGAUAAAAUGUUAUAUCAUUAGAUUAUUACUUAACUUUUUUGUUUUAAUUAGUUAUUUAGGCACUUUUAGACUUUAGACAUUUUUUUAAGUUAAGUAGUUAAAAAAUUUAAUUUUUUAUUUAUAACAUUAACACCAGUUACGUUUUGUUCAAAAGUCUCAGGCUUUCGCUAUUGAUAAAUUUAUUUCUUCUAUAUUAAUAUUCUGUUUCAUACACAUUGUGGGAUUGUUUUGCGCUUAGAUUUUAUUCUAUUAAAAGCUUCAUGUGGCCCAAUCACGUGUAUGGUGAUUGGAAGGGAAAUUAUCUAUGAAAUAGUAAAAUCUACAACCAUUAAUAAUAAUCUGUCAUUGUGGUAAAAUGGUUCUGGGGUUAGUACAAGCUUGGUGUUUUUUUUUUUUUGCAUGAUCAUUAUUAUACCUACUUAUAUCAUUGUUAGCACAUUUUGUUGUUGUUCUGUUCAAAUAUUUUAUUAAACCAAUACAUGUUGUUAUCAUUACUAUGUCAAACGUGCAUGCUACAUUUGACGUUUACAGCGACGGACUGUGUACAGUUAGAAUACUGUUGCAGGUGUAGUACUUCAAUUAAAAAAAUUUUUUUCAAUACUGCCGUUUCAUUGAUGAACAUCAGUUCUGUUUGAUAUUKUUAUUUUAUUGAAAUCUUUUAUGCUUCGGAUACAAUAUAUUUUUGAAAAUUUUUGAAUAAUCCUGUUGUUUUAUACUUAAAUGAUACCGGAGUCUUAAUUUGUACAUUUGAACAGAACAACUGGACCCUGUUCCCUGGAUUCAAUGACACUGUGUGGACAGAAAUAAAUUUACUGUAGCGGAACCUUGGGAUUUGUGUGCUACUAAAUAUUAUAAUAAAUGCUGUAUCUAGAUAGCGAAUAUGAAAUGUGUACAAAUCUUUUAUUGACCCGUUUUUUUUUUAUUUUUAUUAUUAUUUAAUAUGUUACGCAUUAAUAUUAAUAAUCAUAAUAAUAGACGAAUUAU
Diuraphis noxia (Russian wheat aphid) is the source of this 4282-nucleotide messenger RNA. It is a transcript of the gene fus, whose product is annotated as epithelial splicing regulatory protein fusilli. The record is from RefSeq and is a predicted model, not a curated record. Lineage: Eukaryota; Metazoa; Arthropoda; Insecta; Hemiptera; Aphididae. Gene Ontology annotation, molecular function: RNA binding.